AUGGCGACCCCCUCAUCCCUCUUAAUCCUGGACACGACGACCACAGCAACCAUCACAUCGUGGACGACCGUCGCGGUCUCGGCGCCCACGGCCACCACCGCGACGCCCUCGGGCUGCGGGCAGGCCGGGUGUGAGCGCGCGAGCCAGGGCGCGGGCGUGGGCGAUAAGAGUGGCAUGGCGAAGGGCAAGGUCGCGGGCGUCGCGGUGGGAUGCACGCUCGGCGCGCUGGUCGUGCUGGGCGCUGUGGCACUGCUAUGGGUCCGGGCGCGCAAGCGGCGCCAGCGCCAAACACCGGCGGUGGUUGAGGAGGCGGUAGUCGUCGUUGAGGACAGGGCGGAGCCGCCGGCUGCGCUGGUCGUACCGCCGCCCCGCCACAUCUCGCUGGGCCGCGAGGGAUGCUACACUCCGGUGCAGUACGAAGGAGAGGACAGCUACGUCUACCACCCGCCGUCCAACUCGAGCAGGAGCACGCUCAGUCUGAUGGGCGAGCGGCGUCCGGGAUAG
Messenger RNA from Cutaneotrichosporon oleaginosum, 504 nucleotides. RefSeq lists its product as uncharacterized. The record is from RefSeq and is a predicted model, not a curated record. NCBI's taxonomy places the organism in Eukaryota, Fungi, Basidiomycota, Tremellomycetes, Trichosporonales, Trichosporonaceae.